CUCUGGUAAGUGCUGUGAAUUGUGCAAGACUGUUGAAUCUCAGAUCUGUACCUCUGAAACAAAUAAUGCAAUAUAUGUUAAGAAAAAAAAAAAGAAGAAGGUAGCAGGAGGGGAAGAAUGAAGGGGGGGAAAUCGGAGGGGUAGACGAACCAUGAGAGACGACGGACUCUGAAAAACAAACAGGGUUCUAGAAGGGAGGGGGGUGGGAGGAUGGGUUAGCCUGGUGAUGGGUAUUGAGGAGGGCACAUUCUGCAUGGAGCACUGGGUGUUAGACGCAAACAAUGAAUCAUGGAACACUACAUCAAAAACUAAUGAUGUAAUGUAUGGUGAUUAACAUAAGAAUAAAAAAAUUUAAAAAAAAAAGAAUGAUGUUUUAGUCAUAGGGAUAUUAAAAAAAAAACCAAACACUAAAAAUAGCCCUAAUCUCCACAUUUUUAAAAACUACGUUUUCAAGUUUUGUUUAUUUACUGUCUACAGCCCACGUGGGGGCUUGAAUUCACGACCCCAAGAUCAAGAAUCAUGCGCUCUUUCAACUGAGCCAGCCAGCAUCCUUUAAGCUCUACAUUCUUUUUUUUGUUUUGUUUUAAGAUUUUAUUUAUUUGACAGAGGGAGAGUGUGUGCACAAGCAGGGGGAGAAGCAGACAGAGGGAGAAGGAGAAGCAGGCUCCGCACUAAGCAGGGAGCCCGAUGUGGGGCUUGAUCCCAGGACCCUGGGAUCAUGACCUGAGCCGAAGGCAGACGCUUAACCGCCUGAGCCACCCAGGCGCCCCUAAGCUCUCUAUGUUCUUAAUCACCUGCUAAUGUAACUGCUCUGAGUUGCUGUGAAGUUAGCAAGACAGUGUUCUGUCUGAGGCAACAAUGUCAUCAUAAUUAGAGGAGUGAGUUAGUGAAGUUCUAGAAGAGAAGUCUCUCCCUACUGGCCGUGAUGGCCUCAGGGAAAGACACUUGUCCUAUCUUACCUAAGCUUGCCAACAGCUGUUGUGAGGAGAGUUCAUAUAAGCCUUCUAAUAAGUGUAAUGAGGUUCAUUUACCACGGUUUUCAUUAAAGCAAGGGAUGAUCCCAAGACGUUACAUUAUGCCUUGGAAAGAAAACAUGAAAUUCAGGAAUGUGAAUCUGCAGCACGCAGAAGCGUGUGGGAUCCAUGCUGGCCCUUUAGAAGACUCUCUGUUUUUGAAUCACAGCGAAAGGCUUUGCCAUGGGGAAGACCGGAAAGUUGUCUUGAAGAAAGGCCCCCCAGAAAUAAAAAUUGCCGAUAUGCCUCUGCAUUCACCACUCUCCAGAUACCAAAGCACUGUGAUCUCCCACGGCUUCAGGAGGCGACUGGUCUGAGGCUGGAAGAAUAAAGUGUCGCAGUAUUUCAAUCUCAAUCUCUUUCUCUCGCCACAAAUUUAAGCCCAUUGUACCAUUGUGUUUCCCCUACAGUUUCAACUUGUUUAAAGGCUACAAGUCAGUUGUACUCUUGAUCCAUUAUACAAGUUUUUGAAAGCAAACGGGCUCUGAGAACAUCGGAGUUGAAGAGGGUGGGGGGUGGGGCAAGGCAGACUCUCAGUGAAACUAAUUUCAUACCCAAUAGUUAAGACUUUUAACUGAUGGAUCCCAUCCAACCAUCUAUCCUCACUGUGUUCUUCUUUCCCUUCUCCUCACUCCUUUGCUGUUCAUCAUCCUCCAAAACUCUGGGUCAGAGGAGCCUCACUGAGAAAGAGUGGCAGGAUGUGGAGUUAUUUCUACUGCUUUUCUGCCUGCCCCAGCACCACCUUUCUGCCCCACCUCACCAACACACCUCCCCCCACCAAGGCCGUGGGUCCUGGCAAUGAUUUCACAUGGUAAUUUGAAGUGUUUGGCAGAUACCUCUAUGAUACACCGCACGAUUUCAGCUGGAGCGUAUUUUUUUGUAUUGGUUCAGUGUAUCCAAGCACUGUAUUCCUGCAGCAAAAAAUGGAUGAGUGUAAUUUAACAACCUAAAAAUGACCAUAUGCAAAAUGGUGCACCACCUGGGAGGAGGGUGUAGUGGUUUCUCAAGCAAUUAAACAUAGAAUUACGUUAUGAUCCAGGACUUCCCCUUCUAGGUAUAGAAUUGAAGGCGGAAGGGGGGGAGGGUGCAACUGGCUGGCUCAGGCGGUAGAACGUCCAGCUUCUGAUCUCAGGGUUAUUGUGGGUUCGAGUCCCACACUGGGUGUAGAGAUUACUUUAAAAAAAAUCUUAAAAAAAAAAAAGAUCUGAAAGCAGGGACUCGAGCAGAUAUUUGUGUGUCAAUGUUCCUAAUAACAUUUUCACAAGACCCAAGAUGUAGAAACAACUCAAGUGUCCACCGACAGAUGAAUACAUAAGCAAAAUGCAGUAUAUGCAUGCAAUGGAAUAUUAUUCAGCCAUAAAUUGCCCUGAAAUUCUGAUACAUGCUGCAACAUGGAGGAAUCUUGAAAAUAUUGUGCUAAAUUUGUCCACAAAAGGACAAAAAUUGUAUAAUUCCUCUUAGAUACCUAGAAUAAUCAAAUUCCUAGGGAAAGAAAGAGUAAUAGUUACCAAAAGCAGCAGAGGAGGGGAGAAUAGGGUUUCUGUUUAAUGGGUACAGGGUUUCAGUUUGAAAUAAGAAAAUUCUGGAGAAGUUGCAGGACAAGGUAAAUGUACUUAUAGCCACUGAAUUGUACAUUCAAAAAGGGUUAAAGUGAAUUUUAUGUCAUGUAUAUUUUACCACAAUUUUCUUAAAGAUUCUUUUUAUUUUUUAAGUAAUUUCUACACCCAAAUGGGGCUUGAACUCAAAACCCCAAGAUCAAGAGUCGCCCGCUCUACUGACUGAGCCAGCCAGGCGUCCCUUACCACAGUUUAAAAAAGAUCAUAGUCGGUCUAAGCCAUACUUCACCCAGCCAGGUGUUCAUAUAUGAUUACCACAUGAAGGAAACUGUUAUAAAAAAGGACAAAGAUGUCCAUCUGACAUCAACUUAAAGAUCACUAAAGUAUAAAUAAAGUAAAAAAAAAAAAGUGUAUAUAUACAGGGUGUUAAAAAUUAUUAAGACAGUUUAGGUGAUACAAACUUUAUUUAACACUUUAAGUGGAUUGCUUCUACUAGGAAAACUACAGAAUGGAGUGGAAGGCAAGAAGCUUUUAUAGGAUAAAGAAUAAGAAACAGGGACACCUGGGUGGCUCAGCCAGUUAAGCGUCUGCCUUCGGCUCAGGUCAUGAUCUCAGAAUCCUGGGAUCAAGUCCCACGUCGGGCUCCCUGCUCAGCAGGGAGUGUGCUUCUCCCUCUGCCCCUCCCCCUGCUUGUGCUCUCUCUCUCUCUCUCUCUCUCUCUGACAAAUAAAUAAAGUCUUAAAAAAAAAAAAUAAGAAACAAGGGAGGAAGUACACAAUCCAUAGUUGGCUUGGGAUAUACUGCAUUUCUGAUCAGGCAGAGCAUUUUCAGGGACCUGACAGUUAUCUAAGCUUUGUUUUGCUGACAUGACAUCCUGGGCUGGAGCAGCUCCAUCUUGGGCCUAGAAAUCUCUGGGAUUUCCAAGGUCAAAAAAGCCAAUUGAUGUGUUUUUCACACACCGAGAACAUUGGUGAUCAUAUUUGACUUUACUAGUUAGCUUCCUGACAAGCUGAGGGGCCGCCAAGUGCAGGUCUGGCAGAGAAAGGGAGUCUGGCUGAGAAGAUGAGCAGGAGUUGGAAUGUAGCCAGCAAUCCACUCACCAUGCUGUGUGCAUCUCCGUGCAUUAAUGGGGGUCCUGGCAAUAUGGAGACCAUAUAAAAGUAUUCAUUGAAACUCCUCUGGCUUUUACAUGAUUUACCAAGAGAAGCCUGGCUA
This is a messenger RNA of Mirounga angustirostris (Northern elephant seal), 3784 nucleotides long. It is a transcript of the gene SPMIP10, whose product is annotated as sperm microtubule inner protein 10. The transcript has 3 exons. The record is from RefSeq and is a predicted model, not a curated record. The coding region runs from base 926 to 1330 and encodes 134 amino acids. Gene Ontology annotation, biological process: flagellated sperm motility. Lineage: Eukaryota; Metazoa; Chordata; Mammalia; Carnivora; Phocidae.